GCUGUGCGGUCAGCCACAGUCAGGGGUCCUUCUGCUGGAGGUGACAUUCAGUCGGCUAGCAGGACCGGGGGUGCAGUUAGCUUCGACAAACACCUCAACAUGGCACAGGCAGUGCAAAAACUGGUCGCUAAGGUACCGACCCUGAUCGGCGCCGCUGCCACCUAUUCCAAACCUCGGCUAGCAAAAUUCUGGUACUAUGCCCGUGUGGAGCUUGUCCCCCCGUCCCCUGCCGAGAUCCCCAAGGCCAUCGAGGGGGCCACAAACCUCAUCAAGGGUUUCCAGUCAGGACGUCUCGGUCAAACCACAAUGAGGGAUGCUUUUAGGAAUGGACUGGUGGCCACUGAAGUGUUGAUGUGGUUCUACAUUGGAGAGUGCAUUGGCAAAGGAGGCAUUGUUGGCUAUGAUGUCUGAAGUUUUGGACUGUCAUGCUUUUUCUUUUUCUCUUGAGCGUUGUGCGCUCAACUUCAUGUUAGAAUUCUGGGAACCAAUAAACAAAUGUCUAUUGUUUAAAAAACAA
This is a messenger RNA of Centropristis striata (black sea bass), 517 nucleotides long. It is a transcript of the gene atp5mg, whose product is annotated as ATP synthase, H+ transporting, mitochondrial F0 complex, subunit g. The coding region runs from base 100 to 411 and encodes 103 amino acids. The transcript has 3 exons. NCBI's taxonomy places the organism in Eukaryota, Metazoa, Chordata, Actinopteri, Perciformes, Serranidae. The record is from RefSeq and is a predicted model, not a curated record. Gene Ontology annotation, molecular function: proton transmembrane transporter activity. Gene Ontology annotation, biological process: proton motive force-driven ATP synthesis.